AUGGAGGAAAGUGAUAACUCGGAGGAAGAAUUGCCCGUUGAUGGUAAAGUUGGAUUCUUAGUUGUCCGGAAAGUGCUUGCUGCCCGAGCUAUAGAAGAGGAUGAUAUGCAAAGGCAAGUGAAGGUUCCAUUCCACAUUGGUAAGUAUGAAGAUGAAGUGGUUAAGCAAAUGGUCAUGGAAGAUGCUACGCACCAAUUUGAGGAUUCGUAUCUCAUUGAUACGAAAGAAUUGAAAUUAGACCGUGAGGUACUGAAAUCAUGGAAUUGCGAGUGUUUUGGUUACAUUGGUCGUAGUGUCCAACAUACGGAGAGGGAAUUGUUGCGAGUCCAGAAAAUUUAUGAUCGGUCUGGAAGGGAGGAAGAGCGUGUGAGGUUGGGGAAAGCGAGGACGGAGCAUACGCAUUUGUUGGCCAUUGAACAGGAUUUUUGGCUGCAAAAAGCUGUAGUCAAAUGGAUGAAGGAAGGGGAUGCUAAUACCUCCUAUUUCCAUGCAAUGAUUCGACAAUGCCGGAAUCAGAAUUUCAAAGCCCGAAUAAAAAAUGAGGAUGGAAAGUGGUUACAGACCAAUCAGGAGAUUAAGCUUUCGGCUGUGGAGUUUUUUAGUGCAUUAUUUCGGUUUGAGGCAGGAGUUGCGAGACUGAAUGAUAUACCAUUCUUUCUUCAUAGUAUUUCUCUACAGCAGAGAAGUAGGUUAGAAUUGAUGCCCACAGAAGAGGAAGUGAGUUGGGUGGUGUUUGAUAUGGACAAAGAUAAUGCAGUAGGGUCAGAUGGCUUCUUGGCAUUAUUCUAUCAAACUUGUUGGCAGUUAAUAAAAAAAGACCUUAUGGCGGCAGUUUAG
This is a messenger RNA of Coffea eugenioides, 837 nucleotides long. RefSeq lists its product as uncharacterized. The transcript has 4 exons. The record is from RefSeq and is a predicted model, not a curated record. The coding region runs from base 1 to 837 and encodes 278 amino acids. NCBI's taxonomy places the organism in Eukaryota, Viridiplantae, Streptophyta, Magnoliopsida, Gentianales, Rubiaceae.